Aegilops tauschii subsp. strangulata is the source of this 2709-nucleotide messenger RNA. The record is from RefSeq and is a predicted model, not a curated record. Lineage: Eukaryota; Viridiplantae; Streptophyta; Magnoliopsida; Poales; Poaceae.
UGUAUAGGUUUAAAGCACAAGUUGAAAGUUGCUGCCCUAAUAGCAUAGUGCAGAUCGACCAUCAUACCAUAAAUGGUAAAAUAAGGUUUAGAAGAAUUUUUGUUGCUCUCAAACCUUGCAUAGAUGGAUUUCUUAGUGGCUGCAGGCCGUAUUUGGCUGUGGACAACACCUUUAUGACAGGCAGAUUCAAGGGGCAAUUGGCUAGUGCUACUGCAGUGGAUGGCCAUAAUUGGAUGUAUCCAGUUUGUUUUGGAAUUUUUGACUCUGAAACAAAUGAAAAUUGGAUCUGGUUCAUGCAAUUGCUAAGACAGGCCAUAGGAUCACCAACAGGUUUAGCCAUAUGCACUGAUGCUGGCCAAGCAGUGAUGACAGGGGUAAAAGAAGUGUUCCCGGAGGCAGAACAUAGAGAAUGUAUGUUCCACUUGGUGAGCAACUUCAAGAAGAAGUUUACUGGAAAAGUAUUUGAUGACCACCUAUGGGCAGCUGCUUACUCAUGGAACCCAUAUAUAUUUGACAAGAGUUGGGCUGCAAUGGAGGCAGUAAAGCCAGCCGCAACAACAUAUAUUAGGAAGUGGCACAAUAGGUUGUGGUCUAGGAGUCAGUUCUCGACCAUAUGCAAGGUGGACUAUGUAACCAACAACUUGGCGGAGUGCUUUAACAAUUGGAUCAAGCACCACAAGUCAUUGAACUUGGACGAUUUCUUGGACAAGGCGAGGUAGAUGAUUAUGAUCUUGUGGAAUGAUAGGAGAAAAGUAGCAAAGAAGUUAGAUGGAUUGAUUCUACCCCACAUAAUGAAGAAGUUAAACGCAUUGACUAGAGAAUUCAACUUGGAGGUGGUAGAAUGCUCAGAAGAAGUGGCUGAAGUGGUUGCAUUAGGAGGCAGCGGUUUUAGGUUUGUCGUUAACUUGCAGGAUCGAACAUGUUCAUGUCGACAAUGGCAAGUUUGUGGUCUUCCUUGCAAACAUGCUCUUGCAUUCAUCACAUCACUUAGCGAUGCUCACAUAAAGAAUUACGUUGAUUUGUAUUAUUCCACUGAAAAAUUCAGAGCAGCUUAUUCCAACCUGAUCCCUGCUAUGCCUGACAAGAGCCAAUGGCCUGAAUCUGACCAUGGAUUUUUCAUGCAUCCACCACUACUUAAAGCUACAGCUGGCAGGCCUAAAACUGAGAGAUAUAAAGGUUGUAGUGACAAGAAAAGAAAAAAGGGCAAGCACUUAUGUCCAAUUUGUAAGGAAUAUGGGCAUCAUUGGCACAACUGUAAGAAGGGUAACCCUGAUGACAUUGCUGCAAUGUUGGCUAUUAGAGAACCACCAAAGAAGAGGGCAAAGACUAGCAAAACAACCCAGUCCAUUGUGCCUUGCGAGGAUGGAGCACCAACAAGGAUGCUUUUUCCACCACCAAGCCAAAGCUUGGAAACUACAACUAAGAAAAAGAGAAAACGUGACAACAUUGAAUCUGGAGGUUCAAAGAGGUACUUUUCUGUAUUACUUGCUGCCAUAAACUUGUUGCUGCUGCCAUAAACUUGCUGUAUUAUGCUGCUGCCAUAAACUUGCUGCUCUAAACUUACUGCUGCCAUAAACUUGUUGCUGUCAUUACUGCGAUAAACUUGCUACUGCCAUAAACUUUAUGCUGUCAUUACUACCCUAAACUUAUUGUUGCCAUACACGCAUGUGCAGAUCAAAAACUGGCUCCAUUGAGAAGGCCAAGACGAAAAAGAAGGUUGCUAAGAAGAUUCCGGUGCCACUUGACAGCCCAGCAAUGGGCACAAGGAGCAGAAAGUUUAAUCCUCCUAGCCUGCUAUGAGCACAAGAAGCAAAAGAAGGCUCAGCUUGUAAUUUCAUAUGCUUCUAUGCUCUUCCAUUGAUGUAAUGGUUCUUUUGGAGUUCUUGUGAUAUGAUGGUUCUUUUGGAGGUCCUUUAGCCUGACAUAUGUGAACUAUUGGCGACUUAUGUGUGAAUCUGGUUGCUUAUGGCACUUGUUGAGAAUUGUUCAAUCGAUUAUGUAUAUGUAAACUGUGUGUAGGGGAUAUGACAUCAAAAUGCAGGGGAGGUUUUGCCGAUUUUUUUGAAUUUUUUUGAAUUAGCGUUUCAGUUAUUAUGAAUCUACAUGCACGGUUCCAUAUUACAUAGUACAACAAUAUUUCUUGUAUUUUUGUCACACAUUGCACCAGGGUCAAAAGUGACUUUGUAUGUGAAAAGUUGACACCGUUAGCUCUAAAAAUACACUAGAGUGUCAUGUGAGGCAUAAAUUUUACACAAGUGUCCAUAGAAGGAAGCAAAAAGUUGGGAGUGUCACAUAAGGCAUCAUAUUUUAGUAGUAGUGUCAUAGAAGGAAUUCUCUCAUAUUUUUUUGUGGGAAAUAGGAAGAUUUCAUUACUCAAGGCGGCUUUUCAGUCAUACACAAAUUUACAACAGCGUCUGUGCCCGUACCAAACCAAAUGACAGUACGGGGUGUGCUACUAACUUUAUUUUGAGUACGUCUAAUAUGCAUAAUUGAAAUCUCUCAUGGGUCCUCAGGCAUUAGUAACUGAAUGUCGCGCACAAAAGUCCUGUCUGGAGAGCGGUCCCCAUGACUCGUAUUUAGCAUCAAGACUGCCUGAGCGCAGUCCAACUCGAUCGCAAUGGGUAAUCCGGUGCGAUGAAGAGCAAGAUCAAGGCCUUCUCUGCACGCCAUGAGCUCUGCCUCUAGUCCAUCAUCACAUGUGGUGAUCUG